GAGGCUCUGCCGUUUUCUUCUGGAUGUUACAAUCUUCGUGGCAAAUUUAAUAUACUCUAUAUACCUUAGGCCAACAAAUUUUCACUUCCUCCACCUAACUCCCGAAUUAAAGACUUUUUGUGAUUGGUAUAUAUUAACCAUCCACUACUCUAAGCUAGGUACACUCAUCAAAAUAAUUCAGAGCUUACCCCACAAAUCUCAAAAAUAACUCCGGAUUCGUCUGGAUGAAUCGCAUCAAUCAUCAAGAGUUCGGAUGAUGUAAUUAAGAUUUCCACUAAAAAGUUUAGAAAUCCAGAAUAUGGCAUUGCAAAAUCACGAAAUUUCGUGAUAAAAAAAUUAUUUCGGGAUUAAAAAUUCGACGGUGUUUAAAUAUGAUUUCCACUAAACAGUUUAAAAAUCCAGAGUAUAUAAUUUCAAAAUGCCGAAAGUUUCGGGAUUAAACAAUUAUUUAUUAUGAAUUUCACUACAAAGUUUAAAAAUACGGUGCAUGAAAUUUUAAAAUCAGGAAAUUUCGGGAUUCAAAUAUUAUUUCGGAAUUAAAAAUUCGACAAUGUUUUAAAUAGGUUUUCCAUUAAAAAGUGUAAAAAAGCAGAUUAAGUUAUUUCAAAAUCCCGAAUUUUUCGGGAUUCAUAAAUUAUUGUGCUAUUAAAAACUAAGCGCAGGGAAUAAACGCAUUUAUGAACAUAUUUCUAGACGUCAUUUUAAGAAAAAGACCGCUCUUAUUUUCCAGAAAAACAAGUAUGUUGCAAGCACACACACAUAUAUACAUACAUAAAUAUGUGAAUACAGAUACAGAGCGCAUUUGUAUGCAUGUGCCAAGAGUUUAUUGAAUGCACUCAGACCGGUUUAACGGAAAUAAUUAAUAACAUAUUUAAAAAAAUGUAAACAAACGCAAUGUGUAUGUAUGGGUGUAUACAUACGUAAAUGCAAAUAUUUACAUAAUUAUAUGGAAGCUAAAUUUAUUAUAUAUUUACAAAAAUAAAAACUAUUAUCACUUAUAAGCGAGAUGAACUAUGGAGCGCUUAUCAUAAAAGCAUUUAUUAGACUUUUAUACUCGUACUCGUAUGUGCGUCGCAAGCCAUUGUCUAUUUAAGUGUCUUUCGACACGCAGCUAUGCAGCGCUUCGUAGAUAUUUGCCUAUUUAGUUUAGAUUAAGCCGUCGCAAUGAGUGCAACAAAGAACGGAAUUGAUAUCAACGCGCAAAGCACUACAACAAGCGCCGCAGUUACGCCCACCAAGCGCCCGCCAUACGGUUACGGCGAAUUGGACGUACAGCAGCGCGGUCCAAUUUAUAUCAUCACAUUCAAACGCAGCGCAGUGUGUAACGCGCUCACGCGCCGCGGCUACUACGCAUUGAUACGCGCGCUCGAAGAUGCCACGUACAAUGAAAGCAUUACCACUGUCGUUAUAACAGGCGCCGCUGGCUAUUUUUCAGCUGGCAAUGACCUAACACAACUGCGCCAAUAUGCCGAUCCACAAACCUUCUUGCGCUCCUCCGAGUAUGUGCUGCGCUUGCUGGUCAAGGCAUUCAUCUACUGCCCGAAAGUAUUGGUGGCGCUCGUCGACGGUGCAUGCAUUGGCAUUGGUUUCGUAUUCGCCGCACUUUGUGAUGUCGUCUACUGCACGGAACGCGCCUACUUUCAGGCACCUUUCACACAACUCGGCAUCUGUCCGGAGGGUUGCCUAACCUACUUGUUGCCGCAAUUGUUGGGGCGCGUUAAGGCUGCGGAGCUGUUGUUGUUCGGUACGCGUUUGAGCGCGGAAGAGGCGUUGCGUUAUAAUUUUGUAGCGCGCUUAAUACAAACAACGGAUAUAGAGCUGCAAUUUUGGCCGCAACUGGCGGAGUACGCGCGUUUGCCGUUAGAGUCGCUGCGCGCCACAAAGCGUCUGUUGAGUGAGCGCAAGCAAUUGUUGGACGCAUUGAAGGCGGAAUGUGGAGAAUUGAAACGCUUGCGUAUGGGUGAGACAUAUCAACGUACGAUUGAGGCAUUCGUAAACCGUAAGGGGCGGGAAAGAGGCUUAAUUAAUAAAAAUAAAUUGUGAAGAAAUAUUAAA
Bactrocera oleae (olive fruit fly) is the source of this 2055-nucleotide messenger RNA. RefSeq names its product enoyl-CoA delta isomerase 2. NCBI's taxonomy places the organism in Eukaryota, Metazoa, Arthropoda, Insecta, Diptera, Tephritidae. The record is from RefSeq and is a predicted model, not a curated record.